CGCAAAUCUAGUUAACUUUGCAUAACUGUCACCAAAUUUGAGAAUACUUAAAAAUUCUCACUAAUUGUAAUUUUUGAUUCAGAAUAUACCACUUGUAAUGUCGAGUCUUAUCUUCGAAUUAACGACACGUCUGCGUCGAAAUGUGCAGCAUGUUGGCCUAAGAGCGUUGCGGAUGCGUACGUUAGACUUAAGCGUACGUCGUUGCUCCCAGCUGACUGUCUUGAUGACAGUUCAGAAGCAACAGCCAGCUUCAUUUGCCAUCUUCGAUUGCCAACGUAAAGAUGCGCUGCGAUCUUUUGGCAGACAAAGCUUUCAUACAACUAGCAGCUUGUGGUCCGAGCAGGUAGUAAAGGCGCCAGCGUUUCCCGACUCCAUUUCUGAGGGUGAUGUGAAAUUCACCUGCAAAGUGGGAGACUCCUUUGCUGCAGAUCAGGCCGUCAUGGAAAUUGAAACGGAUAAAACAUCGAUGCCGGUGAAUGCGCCAUUUGCCGGCACUUUAACAGCCAUUCUUGUCAAGGAUGGAGAUGCAGUUAAGAGCGGCCAAGAGUUGUUUAAAAUGAAACCCGGUCCUGCUCCAGCUGGAGCUGCUCCUGCUCCAGCUAAACCAGCUCCUGCACCCACUGCCCCUGCUGCAGCGGCACCCGCUCCAGCUGCUGCCAAGCCUCCACCUACGCCACCACCCAAGCCCGCAGCACCUACUGUGGCACCUCCACCGCCACCUCCUCCUAAGCCAGCUGCUGCUGCUGCUCCUCCUUCUGGCGGUGGUACAGGCACGCGCAGCGAGAAGCGCGUCAAGAUGAAUCGCAUGCGUCUAAAGAUUGCAUCUCGCUUGAAGGAUGCUCAGAAUACUUGUGCCAUGCUGACCACUUUCAACGAGAUCGACAUGAGCUUUGCCAUGGAAUUCCGUAAACUGAAUCAGGACGAGUUCCAGAAGAAGUACAAUGUCAAAUUGGGCUUCAUGUCCAUCUUCUCAAAGGCCAGCGCAAUGGCGCUUCAAGAGCAGCCUGUCGUAAAUGCUGUCAUCGAUGGCAAGGAAACUGUGUAUCGUGAUUUCAUUGACAUUUCAGUGGCUGUUGCCACGCCCCGUGGCCUUGUUGUGCCCGUCAUCCGCAAUGUGGAGAACAUGAAUUAUGCGGACAUCGAGAAGGCUUUGGGUGCUUUGGCCAUCAAGGCAAAGCAGGAUGCGAUUACUGUGCAAGAUAUGGAGGGCGGCACCUUUACCAUUAGCAAUGGCGGCGUCUUUGGAUCUCUAAUGGGUACUCCAAUUAUUAAUCCUCCUCAGAGUGCCAUUCUCGGAAUGCAUGGCAUUCUGAAUCGACCAAUUGCGGACGAGGGCCAAGUCGUCAUACGUCCCAUGAUGUAUGUGGCCUUGACGUACGAUCAUCGAUUGAUCGACGGACGCGAGGCAGUUUUAUUUUUGCGUAAGAUUAAGUCAGUUCUGGAAAAUCCAAAAGAACUGGCUAUUCCGUUGUAAUAUCAACAAUGGUUGAAUUCAUCGUUUUCAUUUUAAAGUCAAAAUUGUGUGUACUUGUAGUUUAUGCAUUUUUCAGAUAUGCCGCGAAUGUUAUGUUAUGUUGGUACAGAAACAGAAUAAAAA
Molecule: messenger RNA, 1597 nt
Organism: Drosophila nasuta
Lineage: Eukaryota; Metazoa; Arthropoda; Insecta; Diptera; Drosophilidae
Product: dihydrolipoyllysine-residue succinyltransferase component of 2-oxoglutarate dehydrogenase complex, mitochondrial-like
Exons: 7
Coding region: 98-1474 (458 amino acids)
Biological process (GO): tricarboxylic acid cycle
Cellular component (GO): mitochondrion; oxoglutarate dehydrogenase complex
Molecular function (GO): dihydrolipoyllysine-residue succinyltransferase activity
Source: RefSeq, a predicted model, not a curated record